GCUAGCACUAAUGCUAGAUAAUCUAACAUUGUCAGGAAAGGAUUGUGGUUCCAAUAUGCAAUGAAAUUUGUACACUUUUGGUGAACAUGCCAUUUGACGAUGGAAUAGAGAACCCAGCCUCAGUGAGGUCUUCAACCGAAACAGUCGAGUCAAUUCGCUGUCGCCGUGAUCAUGGAUAUUCUUGGAGUAAAUUUUUGAGUUUGGCGGCCACGUGAUGGCAUGACAAAAGGGUGGCUGCCAUCAAGCAAAGGCGGUCGGCGCUAGGCUACUGCUUCAAACCGAUGCACAGUACACUACAUGGUUCAUCUUCUCAUCGCCCCUGAUAUAUCCACAGUGGCACAGCAAUCAACGAUGGACUGGAAUACAUUGUGCUUCAAUGUUGCCACCCUGAUUGCAGGCGUGUUUGUCCUCGACUACGGCGCAGACAAGUUCAUCGACCACACCGUCAUUGUCGGGCGGCGCCUAGGCGUCUCCCAAACGGUCAUUGCACUUUUGACAGCGGGCGCUGAAUGGGAGGAGCUCGCUGUAGUGGUUGCCGCCAUCCUGCAACAUCAGAGGCCCCUGGCCCUUGGGAAUGUCAUGGGCUCGACCAUCUCCAACAUUCUCGGGGCCUUCCCUUUAGGGCUACUAUUUCACCCACAGGGAGUGGAUUUCGACCGCAGCGCAAAGUUGUAUUCUGCCCUGUUGCUCGUGGUCACGACGCUAUUCGUGCUGCUGGCGUUCUUCAACCAACUGAACCCGACGGUCGGCGGGGUCUUGAUCGCCGUGUUUGGCCUCUACCUCGGCUCGAUCAUCUACGCUAUUUACAGGGGUGUAGCGUCGGCCCCCGAGCUAUCAGACAGCGACGAUAGCAGUGAGUCCGGCGUUUCCAGUCAUAGCGAAGCCGACGAAUUUGCCACCCAUGCCCCUGAACUCUACGAGACUUCUCCUCUCCUCGCGAACGAGCAUAAUCCUCCAUCAUCUACAGGCAAAGGCAGCGACGGCAGAAAAAUCAGAAGCCUCCCGUACCACCUAUUUCAGCUCAUCCUCGGCUUCUUCGCACUGUCGCUGUCCGGAUACAUCAUCUCCCAUAGCGCCGUGACCGUCGCAGACUCGCUGCAUCUCUCCGGCACUGUCUUUGGCUUGACGAUCGUCGCCUUUGCCACGACUCUCCCAGAGAAACUGGUUGCCGUCCUCAGUGGUGCCCGAGGCCACGGCGGCAUUCUGGCCGCGACAACGGCCGGAAGCAACAUUUUCCUGCUGACCCUCUGUGUGGGUGUCGUUGCACUGGCGGGGGACCAGGGACAGGAGGCGGGUAGUGGAUUUGUCGCUUUUGAGCUUCUGACGGUCUGGGUUUCUUCCUUGGUGUUUUGUGCUGUCGUGUUUUUGGGACUGGGGAGAAUUGCGGCGAUUGUGCUCUUGGGUGCUUACGUUGUGUUUUUGUGCUUGGAGUUCACUGUUUACCGGCGGUGAAAAGCUCAGCACAGAAUGAGCGAUAGAAGAGAGUUGUCGGAGGAUACGGGCAGUGGGAUUUGGGCCAUCCCCACGCUAUAUCUCCCUGAUAACGCAAGAUCUGUUUAUUGUUUACUAUUGACUAGACCGAUGGUCUUCUUGAUAUAUCUUCCGUGAUUGGCUCCAUGGAUUGCACUUCAUGAAGGCUAGUACUGACGGUCGAUGCGUAGUCAAGCUCCUCUUUAGCUAGACUGUCAAGUAUGAAGACAUAGCCUGGAUAGUAUCUUAGGCAUUGUCCAGUAAGCUUAUUUUCCGGGGACUACUGUUGAAAAAUUCCAGCUAAAAUAAUCAGUUCCAGCUCAUAAAACUAUCAAGUCCAC
This is a messenger RNA of Aspergillus aculeatus ATCC 16872, 1811 nucleotides long. Its product is annotated as sodium:calcium antiporter. The record is from RefSeq and is a predicted model, not a curated record. Gene Ontology annotation, cellular component: membrane. The transcript is spliced from 2 exons. Bases 298 to 1452 code for a protein of 384 amino acids. Gene Ontology annotation, molecular function: calcium channel activity; calcium, potassium:sodium antiporter activity. Gene Ontology annotation, biological process: intracellular calcium ion homeostasis; calcium ion transmembrane transport. NCBI's taxonomy places the organism in Eukaryota, Fungi, Ascomycota, Eurotiomycetes, Eurotiales, Aspergillaceae.